Penicillium arizonense is the source of this 1212-nucleotide messenger RNA. RefSeq names its product basic helix-loop-helix domain-containing protein. Gene Ontology annotation, biological process: regulation of transcription by RNA polymerase II. The coding region runs from base 1 to 1212 and encodes 403 amino acids. Lineage: Eukaryota; Fungi; Ascomycota; Eurotiomycetes; Eurotiales; Aspergillaceae. Gene Ontology annotation, molecular function: DNA-binding transcription factor activity, RNA polymerase II-specific; RNA polymerase II cis-regulatory region sequence-specific DNA binding; protein dimerization activity. The transcript has a single exon. The record is from RefSeq and is a predicted model, not a curated record.
AUGGACACCCCAUUCGAACAAGCACCCGCUCUUCCCCCGGGUCCGUCUCUUCUUGAUGAUAAUGAAUCCAACAUGCUCGACAACUUCUUUACUACCAUGAAUGCGAACCACUUUACGAAUGACUUUUGGAUGCGACAAGAACAUAAAUCCGGGGUACCAAACUUCGACUGGUCUGGCGAACUGCCUCCGAACUUUGAAGGAUCGACGACUUCACUGUCUCAGCCAUCGUUUCAGCAGCAUGGACUUGGCAAAUCAAACGGGGGGAUGAUGGCAGGAAAUCCUACAGGUCAGGACAUAUUUGCAGCAGCGUCCAUGCUAUAUCAGAGUGGCCUAAACGGGCAAGAUAUCGGGUCCACGCUAGCGCAGCAGGCUUUUGCAGGACACCCUAUGCCACAAAAUGGGACCCACAUGAGGAAUGAUUCACAAGCCAGAAAUGUCGGGCAAGGGCCGAGUACCUCUCCGUCUCGGGCUGAUGUGCCCACUGGAUAUCAUACAUCAGAGAUGUUUUUUGACGUCCGAGAUCCCAUUCCAGCCGACCAGCAUCCAUCAAGAAAGGUCCGCAGUCUCCGCUGGGGCUCAGAUGUCAGUUUUAUGGACCAAGGCUACCUUCGCCCACCCGACCAACCUGAUGAGGAACAGCGGACAAAGGAACUGCUAGAUCAUCUAGGAUGCUUUGAAACACAGAGCAGCGCAGCCAACACACGACCUCCCAGUCCGGAACGGAUGGUCGACGGGGCUGUCCAUCGGAACUCCUUCGCAUCACAAUCCAUUGGUUCAAUCCCCGACGACAGCUUACAGAUACGGAAACGGUCGCGAACUAUGAAAGAAGACGGCGACCUCUCCGACGAAGAGGAUGGAAGACCCCAUUCCAGAAAAUCCAGAGGAUCCAUAAGUAAAGGACGACGGGUGUCAACAGAUUUGUCUCGGAAAGCUCGUAUACAGCCAGGAUCCAAAGCUGCACGAGAGAACCUCUCCGAAGAGCAGAAGAGGACCAACCACAUCCUUUCAGAACAGAAGCGCCGAAAUCUCAUCCGUCAAGGGUUCGAAGAUCUAUGUACGCUCGUGCCAGGGCUCAGAGGCGGCGGGUUUAGCAAGAGCGCAAUGCUCACUUCCGCUGCUGAUUGGCUUGAAGAUCUUCUCCAUGGAAAUGAUAUCCUCCGAGGCCAACUACAUGAGCUCAAAGGCAUCAAUGGCUUGGUAAUGCCAAGAUAA